Messenger RNA from Lagopus muta (rock ptarmigan), 1650 nucleotides. Its product is annotated as cytochrome P450 2J2-like. Gene Ontology annotation, molecular function: heme binding; oxidoreductase activity, acting on paired donors, with incorporation or reduction of molecular oxygen, reduced flavin or flavoprotein as one donor, and incorporation of one atom of oxygen; iron ion binding. Lineage: Eukaryota; Metazoa; Chordata; Aves; Galliformes; Phasianidae. The coding region runs from base 181 to 1650 and encodes 489 amino acids. Gene Ontology annotation, biological process: arachidonate metabolic process; xenobiotic metabolic process. The transcript is spliced from 9 exons. The record is from RefSeq and is a predicted model, not a curated record. Gene Ontology annotation, cellular component: cytoplasm; intracellular membrane-bounded organelle.
GUUUUCUGAAGACUUCAGCCUAGGCAAACUGUAGAUCGAGAGGGAGGGACAGACAGAUGGUCAAAGGAGGCAUAGGUUCCUUAGAGAGAGCUGGAUUUCAGUAGAAGCACUCGUUCAUCUGCACAGCACCAGAUUUGCAGAGGAAGCCACACACAAGAGCAGCGAGCAGAGAUUUCCAUCAUGUUGGGGAUCGCUGAGCUGUUUGUAGCCCUGGGAGCCUCCCUCCUGACCUUGCAGUUCCUGAAGCUGCAGUGGAUGCGCAGCCAGCUCCCUCCAGGACCAGUUCCUCUCCCCAUCAUUGGGAACUUGUGGCUGCUGGACUUCAAACUUCGCCGAGAAACUCUCGCUAAGUUAACCAACAUCUAUGGCAACAUCUACACAGUGUGGAUGGGACAGACACCCAUGGUGGUGCUGAAUGGGUACAAAGCAGUAAAAGAUGGCAUCAUCACCCAUUCAGAGGAGACUUCUGGAAGACCUCUCACGCCGUUCUACAGAGACAUGAUGGGCGAAAAAGGCAUUUUUCUGACAAGCGGGCACACCUGGAAGCAACAGAGACGCUUUGGGAUGACCAUCAUACGGAGCCUAGGAUUUGGGAAGAACAACCUGGAGCAUCGAAUUCAAACAGAGGCCUCCCAUCUCCUGGGAAUCUUUGCAAACACGGAAGGCAAGCCUUUCGACCCCCGCACUUCCAUCGUCCAAGCCAUCGCCAAUAUCAUCUGUGCUGUCGUUUUUGGCCAUCGCUUCUCCAGCGAGGAUGAAUCUUUCAGCAAGCUUAUCAAAGCUAUUUAUUUUGUGAUCUACUUUCAAGCUACCAUCUGGGGCAGGAUGUACGAUGCUUUCCCAUGGCUUAUGCACCGCUUCCCAGGACCGCAUCAGAAAGUGUUUGCAUACAAUGACUUCAUGCACAGUUUAGUUAUGAAUGAGGUCCAGAUGCAUGAGAGAGAGAAGGCAGGUGACCCACAGGAUCUCAUUGACUUCUACCUAACCCAAAUAGCAAAAACCAAAGACGACCCCACCUCUACGUUCAAUAAAGACAAUAUGGUUCAGACCGUGGUUGAUCUCUUGCUGGGAGGGACCGAAACAACAAGCACCACCCUCCUCUGGGCACUGCUCUAUAUGGUACAAUACCCAGAAAUACAAGAGAGAGUUCAAAGGGAGAUGGAGGCUGUUCUGGAACCUUCCCACAUCAUCAGCUAUGAAGACCGCAAAAGACUGCCCUACACAAACGCUGUGAUUCAUGAGACUUUGCGGUACAGCAACAUCACUUCUGUGGGGGUCCCUCGACUGUGUGUGAGGAAUACAACUUUGCUGGGCUUCCACAUUAAAAAGGGCACACUUGUGCUGCCAAAUCUGCACUCUGUGGUGUACGACAGUGACCACUGGGCGACCCCUUGGAAGUUCAACCCAAACCAUUUCCUCGAUUUGGAUGGCAACUUUGUGCACAAAGAGGCAUUCUUACCCUUCUCAGCAGGGCACCGCGUGUGUUUGGGGGAACAGAUGGCACGAGUUGAACUGUUCAUCUUUUUCACUAAUCUGCUUCGGGCAUUCACAUUUCAGCUCCCUGAAGGAGUAAAGGAAAUCAACCCAGAGUACAUUUUGGGUGCAAUACUGCAGCCACAUCCCUAUGAAAUCUGUGCUGUUCCACGUUAA